GACCAGGACCAGGACCAGGACCACCACCACCACCACCACCACCACGUUCCCAGGGCCAAGAGGGCUCUCCACCUUCCUCAACCCCCCACGCCAUCGCCAUCCCGACCUCCUUCCGCUGCCGCUGCCGUGGAGCACCACCAGGACCAGGACCAGGUCCAGGAGGAGCCCUGCGGUGGCCUGUUGGAUGAAGCCGCCCUCCACCUCCACCUCCACCUCCACCUCCACCAGGACCAGGACCAGGAGGGCCUCAACCUCCUGGAGCAACACAAGGACGAUGCUGCUGCUAAGGAUGAUCACGAGGAGGAGGUGGAGCAAGGGGAUGCAACCAUAGAUGAUGAUAAUGCUGUCAAACAUCAUCAUCAUGAGGUGGUGGAGCAAAGUGUAAUACAUGAUGCCGUUGCUCUUGCUGUUGCUCUUGAUGAUGAUCAGGACAAGAAGCCACUUAUUGAGCAAUGUACUAGUACCACCUCUUCCUCUUGUCAACAACUAACAACAGCCAUGGAGAAUGAUGAUGAUGCUCUUGUGCAAGUUCAAGAUGCCACCCACCCAAGGGAUCAAGACAUUGCUGCUGAGGGACAAGAGACACCGGAAGCUCAUCAGCUGGGAUCAACUGAGAAUGCUGAUGCUCUUGUGCAAGUUCAAGAGGAAGGUGCCACUGCUGUAGAUGACCAUGACAAGGCAGUGGACCAAUGCAUCACUUAUGAUGACUUGGGAACAACCAUGGAGGAUGAUGUUGCUAAGGAUGAUCAGGAGGUGGCGGAGCAAGGUGUCAUUGACCAAGGGUAUGCACCCAUGGAUGGUGAUAAUUCUGUCAAAUAUCACGAGGUGCUGCUGCUAAGUGCCGCGCAAGGAACGCGCCCUACCACUCAUGACAUUGCUGCUGCCGAGGAUCAAGGAAAGAAUGUGGAGCAAUGCACCACUUAUGAUGACUUGGGAACAACCAUGGAGAAUGAUGUAGCUAAGGAUGACCAGCAGGUGGUGGAGCAAGGUGUCAUUGACCAAGGGGAUGCAGCCAUAGAUGAUGACAAUGAUGUCAAACAUCACGAGGUGCUGCUGCUAGUUGCCGUGGAAGGAACGCGCGCUACCACAGAUCACAUUGCUGCUGUCGAGGAUCAAGGAAAGAGUGUGGAGCAAUGUACCACUUAUUAUGACCUGGGAACAACCAUGAAGAGUGAUGAUGAUGUGGACGAUAAUGCUACUGUUGAAGAACAAGAGGUGCUGGAGGAGCAAGGUGUUGUCGAUUUAACCAUGGAUGAUGAUGAUUCUGUCCAAGAUCACAAGGUGUUGCAGCAAGGUAUCAUUGACGGAGCCGAUGACAUUGCUGUUGAGAAGCAAGAGAAAGUGCUGGAGCAAUGUUCAAGAGCAACCAAGGAUGAGUACACUGUCAAAGAAAAGGAGAUGGUGGUGGAGCAAGGUGUCAUUGACCCAAGGUACAUGGAUCUUGCCACGGAAGAUCAGGUUAAGUUGUCGAUCGUAGACGACCAGGGUACAGUGCCCAUGGAUGAUAUUGUGGUGAAAGACCAUGAUAAGGCGGUGGCGCAAUAUGCCAGCGAUGCAAUAGUAACAAUCAAGGAUGAGAGUCCUGUGGAGGAACAUGAUACGGUGGGGAAUCAAGGUGUCAUCGACAAAAAUGGCAGAACCAAGGAUGAUAUUGAUGUGGAGGGACAUGGCUAUCUGAAGGAACAGGUCAUCGUCGAUAACUGGGGUACAUCCAGUGAUGCUACUGCUUUGGAAGGUCAGAAGAAUGAGGCUGAGCCACGCAUCGGUGAUGCACAGAUAGCAGGCAAGGACAUGGAUGGUGUUCAUGCUGAGGGGAACAUGAUGGAGCAAAGGACCGGCGAUAAACAGGGAGCAACACACUCUGAUUUCACUGUUGAUAAGCACCAGGAUGUAGUGGAGCGUGUCCGCCAUGAGUGGGGUGCACCUGAGGAUGAUCGUGCUAUAGACACGGCAGCUUAUCAAGGUACCGGCGAUUGGGGUAUAGUUAGCGAGGAGAAGGUUAAGCUGCCUGAGGAUGAUCGUGCUAUGGACACGGCAGCUUAUCAAGGUACCGGAGAUUGGGGUACAGCUAGCAAGGAGAAGUAUAAGCUGCCUGCUAGAAGAUAUCCACAAAAGCCCAGAAAACUUAACUGCCCCUCUUACAUGUCAAAAGGGACCUGCACAUACGGGCCCUCAUGCCACUUCAAUCACCCACCGCAGCUUAAAUCUAGGUCAGAUGAAUCAUGGCGUCCCUCUGAAAGAAGAAACCAUGGCGCUGCAGAAAUUCUGGAACUGAACCGCCUUGGCCUUCCCAUUCGAGAAGGAGCAAGAAACUGUGACUACUAUAUGCGAACUGGUGCUUGCAGAUAUGGCAAAAACUGCCAUUUUAACCAUCCAGACCAUGUCAUUGAUGCUCAGUUCAAUCCACCAACAGGGUGGGAGGAUAAUGCUUUGCAGCAAAUGGAGAAAUCUUCUGACCGUACAUUAGAUGAGACAUCACACAUGAAGAAAUCUUCCGAUGAUGCGACCUUAGAUAACAGAUCACACAUGAAGAAAUCUUCCGAUGAUGCGACCUUCGAUGACAGAUCACACUUGAAGAAACCUUCUGAUGGUGCGACCUUAGAUGACAGAUCACACUUGAAGAAACCUUCUGAUGGUGCGAUCGUAGAUGACACAUCAUACUCAAAGAAGUCUUCUGACCAUGACAACUCAUGUAGCUCUGGUGUCCUGCCACCAAGCAUAUUUAGAAUGCUUCUACCUCCCCAAAAAGUACUGCCUGGUACGGAAGGAAAGGCGAAAAAGAAGUCAGGCUGGUCAUCAGACGAUUCCGAUGGUUGCUGUUCAGCAGAUAGUUCAGAUGGACCUUUGUGCAAGCAGGGGGGGCACGUGGAUUACCCUGAGAGGCCUGGCAGACCAGAAUAUCACCACCCAAAACAGUCAAAAGACAAAGAAGAGGUAAACUAUCCUGAGAGGCCUGGCAAACCAGAUUGCCCCUUCUACAUGAGAUUUGGUGAUUGUAAAUUUGCAUCAGCAUGCAACUAUCACCACCCAAAAGACAAAUACCUAGCUGGGAGACCUGAUGAACCAGAAUGCCCAUUCCUUAUGAAGCGUGGGUACUGUAAACUUAGGGCACAAUGUAAGUUUUAUCACCCAGAGGCUUCAAAUCCUACCAUGCAGAGCCCAACAGAUGCAAAAAGAUCUGUUACCACUGAUGAACAUCAUCCAUCUACAAGAAUCACAUUACAAGACUAUAUGCUUCCCCAGCAACCGCAGUAUCCUGAGAGACCUGGUCAGCCAGAGUGCCGGUACUACUUGCAGUUUGGGAAAUGCAAAUAUCUGUCUGCUUGUAUAUUUCACCAUCCAAAAGAUAGACUUGCAGCUCACUCUGAUCAGAUUGGACCUGGCAUGCCAGAUUGUCCUUUCUAUAUGAAAACUGGGAAAUGUCAAUUUGGAUCAGCAUGUGAAUUUCGUCAUCCCAAAGAUAUACAUUCAAGUUCAACUACAGAGGAAGCAUUUGGUGAGAGAACUGGCUCGGGGGCGUACGAUAGUUUGACAAGGUCAGAUAAUGGUGUGGAGCAACAAGAAGAGAGCAUCAUGUAUCCUGAGAGGCCCGGUGAACCUGAGUGUAACCACUACAUGAGGCAGGGCUACUGUAAGUUCCAGAUGAACUGCAAGUACCAUCAUCCAGGAGACCGGCUGUCUAAGAAACAGUAUUGUUGUUUCAAUUGCAGUGAAGUCAUCCGCACCGACCACUUGAGCAAAGCAGGGACACGCUGGUUACCGCACGAAUGCUACCAACGGAAAGCAUUGUCUUGAUGUGUCGCCAGGUGUUGUUAGAGCAGGCUGUCUGGCUCAAGUGUGAGUGUGUCUGACGACUGAAGAGAGAGGAGUAGGAGGAUUCUGAUGAACGAACCAAAGCUUGGAGUCAUCGUUUUUCUGGGGGUCUAUGAGCGAGUAGUCGUUUACUUAUGUUUUCUCAUAUGAAUCUCUUAUCUCCCGCUAUUGGGGAUCCGAUUUGCGUACCAACCCAAGACAUGCUUAUCGGGCUUUAUGUAUUAACGAUUGGAAAGCGUCGAGGUAUUUGUGCAAAUAGAUAUAAUAGUUGCAGAAACUAUCCUAGUUAUGUCCGUUUUGAGCGCGUUUGAGCUGUGUUGGUGAAAGGCACUCCCUCCCUCCCUCCAUUUGCUAUCGAUUAUGCGCUUGCGACAUACUCUAUUUGUGUGGACAAGGCCAGGCCAGGCAAUCAUGAAUUUGCAAACUGUAAUCUUGGCAUGACUCUAAGUGAAUGCUGUCUAGCUAGCAUGAUAGCAAGGUGUAUCAUGAAUGAACACCGAUGAUAUGAGAUGAGAUUACUACUUAA
This is a messenger RNA of Triticum dicoccoides, 4339 nucleotides long. RefSeq lists its product as uncharacterized. NCBI's taxonomy places the organism in Eukaryota, Viridiplantae, Streptophyta, Magnoliopsida, Poales, Poaceae. Gene Ontology annotation, molecular function: metal ion binding; mRNA binding. The transcript has 7 exons. The annotation marks the transcript as partial. The record is from RefSeq and is a predicted model, not a curated record.